This is a messenger RNA of Perca fluviatilis (European perch), 2184 nucleotides long. RefSeq names its product von Hippel-Lindau binding protein 1 (gene vbp1). The record is from RefSeq and is a predicted model, not a curated record. Bases 52 to 639 code for a protein of 195 amino acids. Gene Ontology annotation, cellular component: cytoplasm; prefoldin complex. NCBI's taxonomy places the organism in Eukaryota, Metazoa, Chordata, Actinopteri, Perciformes, Percidae. Gene Ontology annotation, molecular function: tubulin binding. Gene Ontology annotation, biological process: protein folding; microtubule-based process; tubulin complex assembly. The transcript has 6 exons.
UAAGCAGAGACGGUUUUGACGUAAGGAAGGAAGGAGUAGCCUCUCUCCAAGAUGGCGGCGACCAUAGACAACAGCAAUGCUGCUCAGGCGACAAAGAGAAAGCACCUCGGAAUCCCCGAAGCCGUGUUUGUGGAGGAUGUCGACUCUUUUAUGAAGCAGCCGGGGAAUGAGACGGCAGAUUCAGCUCUGAGGAAGCUGGACGAACAGUACCAGAAAUAUAAAUACAUGGAGCUCAAUCUGUCUCAGAAGAAGCUCAGGUUGAAAAGCCAGAUCCCACAAAUCACACAGACGCUAGAAAUCCUGCGACACAUGCAGAAGAAAAAGGAGACCACAGCGCCCAUGGAGACACACUUCCUGUUGGCUGACAAUGUUUACUGCAAGGCCUCAGUGCCGCCCACCGACAAAGUCUGCCUAUGGCUAGGGGCUAACGUCAUGUUAGAGUACGACAUUGAUGAUGCCCAGGCUCUCCUAGAGAAGAACCUAUCCACGGCAUCUCGUAACCUAGAGACACUCGAGGAUGAUCUGGAUUUCCUGCGCGACCAGUUCACUACCACCGAAGUCAACAUGGCACGAGUCUACAACUGGGACGUGAAGAGAAGGAGCAAAGAAAACCUCCUGAAAUCAGCAGACAAGUCUUAAUAUCGACAGGACAGCGUCCAUGUCCUCCUUCUGCUAACUAUCUUCUCCUUUGUUAAUACAACAAACACCCCCAAUUCAUGUGUAUGUUCACCCCAGGGCUUGGCAGAUAAGAGGGCAUGCUUGAAAUAUUUUUAAAAGUUGUAGUGCGUUUGAUUUAAGUCAAUGUGAUUUAUUGAAUCAAGCACACUUUAUAACUUUUAUUUUGAAUAUGCCCUCUAUUAAGUCAGGCUCAAACCUCUACCACUACUGUUUUCUGUUGAUUUGUUACUUUUAAAGUAUUUUUUCAAGUAAAAACUAACAAAAAAAACAAAGGCAACCAGGCACUUUUUGUAUUCUUUUUAACGAUUAAAGUAUGUUCCUGUUAUCUUUGGCAGAUUUAUGCAGAAUGAGGGUUCCUCGCAUCGUCUUUUCUUUCCCUGCAUUUUUCCCUCCUUACUGACCUGCACUUCCUCAACUUGCAACAGCGUUCACACAUAUGGGACUUUUUACUUGAGUAGUUCGUUCUUGAAACACGUCCAGUUGCCGUUAUACUCCGUAGAAUCAGACUUGUAGGAUCACAAAGAUCUCAACAGAAGAAGAAUAGAGAACAAAACUUUUUCAGCCUCGUGGCUCCAGUUUUUACUUCAGAGGAAUCAACUCCACACCUGCUGCUCCUCCUCUGUCCCUCAACUUUUCCACAUCAAACCAUCUCUUCCUCGUCCUCCUCCUCUCCUCUUAGCCGCUGUUCUGUCUGUAUUUAUUUGUCUCUCACUGUAUUCAUUAAACAAUGAAUGAAGUAAAAGAAGAACAUUUGGGCAAAGAGACGAGACCUUGACCUGUUCUGUGUGAUUAUUCUUCUGAGGAGAAGACCUAACCGGUUAGAAACAGUGUUAGAAGUCAAGUACCUGCAGUUAAGAAUAAACAGUACAUAAGUGCAACAUUUAUUUACAGUAACUGCAGAUAAAGGUUGCCAGCAUGGAGGGCCACAAGUGUCAUGCAAAUAAGUAUCAAGCAUCAAUUGGAAAUAAAAACAGGAAUUAAUAUAAGGUUUUAAAAAUGAGUUAUGCUAUAAAUUGAAUACAUUCCUAAAACUAUGAACUUAUUGAUUUAUUUUAUUUUUAUUUGACCUAUAAUUGGAUGGAUUUACAUUCAUUUGUAUAAACGUAUAUUCAUUUCUUGUAUAUACAUUUUUAUUGACCUCAAUUCAUGAUUUAUAAUUAUUUGUUCAUUUGACACUUGCUUUUGUUCCUUUUAUAUAGUUAAAAGAUUGUCUUACUCUCGGUUCAUCCCUCCUGUUCUUCCUCCUGGAGCUUUGUCUACAACGUUUCCCUCUCCACCUGAAAAGCCCCCAAUUUCCCUUUUAUUCAUCUUGUCCUCUUCCUGCUUUAAACUUUGGAUGAGAAACCUAAAUGAGCAUGCUGUUAGAGGAAACACUGUAAGGCAAUUUAGCUGAAAGUAUUUGUACAGAAAGCUUCUUCUAGUGUCCUCGCUGCUCCCACCCAGUGGUAAUGUGUGAAACUACAGUUCAACAAACUACAUUAAAAAAGCCAUUUGGCAUGGUGUGUA